Messenger RNA from Paramecium octaurelia, 399 nucleotides. The record is from the annotation of a GenBank genome assembly. NCBI's taxonomy places the organism in Eukaryota, Ciliophora, Oligohymenophorea, Peniculida, Parameciidae.
AUGUUUAGAUUAAACAAGUUAAUUAAAAGCUUUGGUAGUAUUUAAAACUUCACAAAUUGGGAAUAGGAUGUUCUUAAAGCUAGCAAGCCAGUCAUAGUUGACUUUUACGCAACGUAAUUUUAAUGUAUAAUAAUUUAGAUGGUGUGGACCAUGCAAAAGAUUGACUCCAUUAUUAGAGCAAAAAGUAAAAGAUCAUCCAAAUGUUACCUUAAUAAAAAUUGACAUUGAUUAACAUGAAUAAUUAGCAAAUCUCAAUAAUAUCGAAGUAGUACCAACUGUAUUUUUAUUCUAAAAUGGAAAAAAAGUGAAUAAUUUUACAGGAAUGUUGCCACCAGAUCAAUUAAAUAAAUUCUUUGAUCAAAUACCAAAAUAAUGAAUAUUAUAUAUAGAAUAUUAUUU